UGGCCGCAUCUUCAUCGCGAGCGCGUCGCCAACCGGGAGGCACCGACUUUUCGACAUAUACAGACGUGCACGAGAAAGAAGGACAGAGGACGGGUCUGUCUUGUUGUUUUUUUUUUUUUUUUUUUUCAUUUGCCGGCGAGCAGGUUUUUUUUUUUCUUUUUUCGUUUUGUUUCGGGAAACGGGUAAAACGAAAAUAUCAAUUUCUCGUUACUCGACCCCGUGGCAGACCGAUUAUACGCACAUUCGUCCGGCCGCAACGAGGAAGAAGAGCUGUUUUGGUGGUGAAUUUGUUCUUUUCGUGCGUUUCAAGAAGAUAAAAGAAGAAGAAAAAACCGUUGGUGCGAGUGCGCGAAACCUCGAAGAAAGGGGAAAAAAAAAAAAAAAAAAGUGUGCGUCUACGUCGUAUACACGCGGAAGUUGAAGUUAACGAGCGAAAGAUUCAAAAAAUCCGAAAAAGCUCGCCGGAGCGAAGAGGAGGGGAGGGGAUUUCAAAAAGCUCUCCUCCCACCGUCGCGCACGCCUGCGCCGAGAUAACCCAACACCCACACAGGAUCCCGAAAGCUCCGAGGCUGCAGCUCGCUCCGGAGGAGAGGAGAAACGCCCAGGGAGACGCGAGGGUGUGUGUGCUCUGGACGACGGCGUCGAGGUCCUGAGGUAGUAACGCCGCAAGCUCCAUCGUCGGCGUGAAACGAGGCUGCCUCGACCAAAGGGGGAGUAAGGUUACUCGCGUUCGUCGGAGAAGGGCGUAACUUAGCAGCGCACACACGUACGUUACGUGACGGGGAGCCAAGCAGCCGGCGAGCCCUCGGAUAUUAAAAACUCUUUGGUCCGAGGUGCUCCGUACCGAGCUUUAUCAUACGCGCGUGGGGGGGCGUAAAAAAAAAAAAAAAAAAAAACACACACACACACUCACCUUGGGCUCUUGUCCGGGUGUGCGUGCGCCUGCCAGCUAAUUCGCCCCCAGGCCACGACGUCUCCCUAUAUCUCCGUACCAUCCGUGAGACUCGCAAUUUACUUGCUCGCCGUCUCCCUCGGCAUUUAAAUACCCCACGCACACACGGCCUCGUGCCAGACUGCAGAAAUGAGAUUCGAGUUCGUGCACAUGACACCGAGGCCACGGCCGAGCCAACGUUGAGUCAAAAGCGUCGUUGGGGGGGUCAAAAAUAAAAAAAGCCGAGAGAACGUGCGAGAGAGAGGAUGACAGCUGCCCGGAGAAGAUAGCCGGGGUCAUCAGCGUUGCCCGCCCCCCAGGGAGGAGGGUACCACCGGGAGGGAGAAGAGAGGCGGCUCGGAUUAACCCGGACGUUGCGCCGCGUCGGCUCCGGCGCGCAUCGAUCGGCGCCGAUCACCCGGCACGGCCUCGCACACCUAUAUACACACACCCAUACGGAGCCGGCCCACCCCCGCAGCCACUGCAGCAUCAGCAACAUGAAUAAGCACGCCAGCUGAGGGAUACAUAUACACACACACACACACACACACACAGAGAGAGAGAGAGACACACAUCAGCGUGCCCGCAGGAAAUUUUCUUGUCGCGGUCCCAGGAGCCGUCGUCGACAUGGCCGCGGCUUGCUACGAGAGGAAGAUGGGCGAGGCCUUGAUGGCGUGCGCCAAACCAGCUGGCCUCCUCCACGAGUACAACGAGCUCCAGUUGGCCCGUGACUCGGUGCUCAACGCGGUGGCGGUAGCCGCCGCUGCGGCGUCCGUCUCGACGCAACAGCAUCAGAGCUCGCCGGUGAUGCAGCAGUUGUCCUCCCUGUCGCCGGUCCACGGGCUGAGCGCCCUCGGGCCUGGCAGUUCGUCGGGACCACCGGGUGGUGGUAGCCCGUACAAGGAUUACUCCCAGCCCCUGCACGUCGACUGCAGCGUCGAGUACGAGCUGCCCAGCCAAGCCAAGCCUCCGCCGGGCAACGGGGAGCCCCUCCUCAUGAUACACCCUUGCUACUACCGGCGCGCCGAGCGCGAGAAGCGCACGCUCUUUGUCAACAAUCUGCCGCCGAGGGGUAGCUCGACCUCCGCUUCUUCUUCCUCCACCUCGACCUCCACCUCCUCCUCCUCCUCCUCCUCCUCCUCGUCGUCGUCGUCUUCGUCGUUGUCGAAUUCGUCGUCGUCGAGGCGAAGUGGCACUAGGAGCCGGGCCAUAGCGGCGAGCAACAGUGCGGCCAUCACGGGGAUGAUGGUGAACCCGGUGAUGCCGAUCGCGGCCGCUGCCAUGGCCACGACGACGCAGCAGCAGGUGCCCGGGAGCGCUCCUGUGGCCAUAGUCGCCCCGAUGCACGUCAAUGCAGGCAAUAAUCCCCUGCUGCCCUCGCCCUCGCUGGCCUCGAUCGUCGCCUCGACCGACGUGCACAACGCCCCGGCAGCCGUGGCCGCGGCCGCAGCCGCCACUUACCACGCGGCCCUCACCGCGGCUCUGGGCAAUCACCACCCCGGCGAGGCCAAGCAGCAGCAGCUGCCGAUGAGCAGCCAGACGGAGCUCGACGAGAAGGUGCUCGCCGCUGCCGGGCUAUAUCCCCAAUACUUUCGGAGCGUGCAGCGGCAACAGCCGCAGGUGCAGCCCCAACAAUCGGCCCAGCUGCACCACCACCAGCACAGGUACCAGCCGCAACAAAGCUUGACGGGGCACCACCAACAACAACAACAACAGCAGCAGCAGCAGCAGCAACAACAACAACAACAACAACAACAACAACAACAACAACAGCAGCAGCAGGUUUCGAGUGGUUUGUUGCAUCAGAGCGGGUAUGCCGGUGCGCAGCAGCAGCAGCAGCAGCAGUCCCAGCCGACGGCGUACGGUAUGGCGAUGAUGGCUCCGCCGUCGCAGAGGCACGUCCACCAUCUCCACCACCACCACCCGCAGACGAUAGUCGGCUCGACUGCUCCCCCGAACACGAUAGUCGGCCACCACCCGUACCGCCGAGCCGGGGCGUCCUCGCUAGCCGGACAACACCGCGUCAAGCACUCGUCCUCGUCGUCGUCCACGUCCUCCUCGUCGUCGUCCGUGUCGUCGUUAUCGGCGUCGGCGUCUUCCUCGUUGCUGUCGUCCAUGGCCGCCUCGUCCGCCGCCUCGGCCUCCUCCGCCUACGCCAACACGAUACACAGGCACCACCACCACGCCCUGCAGGCGGCCCACGGGGCCUUCUACGAGGCUCCCGUCUAUCACGCCCUCAUACCCCAGAGUUGAGCCAACCACGAUUUUAGAUGCAAGACGAGAGAAGGGAGACAAGAGGACUCGCGCCACCCGGAAGGAUCGAGCACCGCCUGAUACACCAACUACUAUGUAGAACCGCUGGUUGUUUCGUUUUAUUUUUUGAUUGGUUUUUUUUUUUUGUUUUUUUUCCCCAUACACCAUACAUGCGUUCAUGUGAACCAUUGCGAUCGCCGUAUAAUUACCAUGUACAUUAACGAUUCCAUUGCCAUACAGCGAUAUUGUAAUUGCGCGCGCUUUCUUCGUUUCUCCCGUUCGCCAACCAAAGCCCUCGUCGCCGCUAUAAUAUACGUUUCGUAUUAUGCAUGUGCCACCAUUGUCUGGUUGCUUUUGACGUACGUGUGUGUGUAUACGGUAUACUAUGGAUUCGCGAUUAUAUUUUUUUUUUUCCUCGUCUUUCCCCUGCCCUCCGCGUCAACCUCCUCAACUUCUCCUCUUGCCCGUUAAUUGUAUAUGUAUAUACCCUCGCAGGGCCAACGCGACACGCGAGCCGCCGAGGCUUCUCCUUCCCGCGACACUACACACACGUAUUUUUUUUUUUAUACUCGCGCCAACGUUCCCAACACACAAUACUCGUCGUUGUUCGCCUAUACACACGCGCGCACUCCCUUCCAUGUGUAUACAAGUAAAAAAAAAAAAAAAAAAAAAAGAAAAGCUCUCGAGCCAUGGAUUUCGUUGACGCGGGACAUCCCUGAUGUGACCGACAAACAUCGCACGCGCGUGCGACUUGUUUGCGGAUGACAACGCGAUUGGUUCACACAGAGUUGAACCUUAACGACGUCCAACUUUUCCACGGCCAACGUCAUUACGUGCGUCAAACCGCCGGUUGACUCAACUGCGGAGGCCUCGCUCGAUACAUCGUUAUAUAUAGGGGGAUUUCAAUCUUUUGACUGAUGCCUCGAUAGCCCCCCACACCCCUCUUUAAUACAAGCGAUUAACAUUGCCUCAUUCCAUUUGACUCGAAAGACCCCGUACUUCCCCCCAAAUUAUUGGGGCAAUUAACGUGAACUCGACUCGAUCGAAACUCUCUUAAUAACAGACUUGAAAACAUUAAAGAUGCGCAUGAAAAAAAAGAAUUUGGCUCCGUCUCGAUUCGUGUACAUGUAUAUAAUAUGAAAGUAGCCCGGAGCUUAAUUACCCUCUCUCGUUGUUGUGUGUAUAUCAUGCAUUAGACACGCGCGAUGGUUCCCUCAUGUGUGUAUACACGGCUGUGGCCGCACCAACAUAAUAUUAGGCACUGAUUUCACGGAAUAAGUUUGAGGCGGCCCGUCUUUUCUACAACAACCAUAUUAUAUCCCUGGCGCUCCCGCAAACACACGCGCAUACAACACACAUAUAAUAUAUGUAUGUUCUCUUGCUCGGUUAUAUGGGUCUCCGCCCUUUUUUUUUUUUUUUCCCUUCCUGCUCUUAGGGACCCCUUCCGCUUAAUCUUUUUUUCACUCUUUCACGUCCCCUCUCGCUUGUGCUCUUAUUUCGGCCUCGCAUCUAUAUAUAUAUGUAUACGUGCAAUCUACGUCCCCCCUGCUCGUUGCGACGGAGGCGAAUUUAUCGGCCAAGACGGAGGAAUUAAUCGGCUCGAGGGCCGCUGCCGGUCUCUCGGGCGCUAUCGGGUUUUAGAAUCGCACGGGGCUCCCAAGGAAAUUCCGCGGAAUUAAGUCUUUCGCGUGCGGUGCGCGCUUACACACACGCAGCAAAAAGGGAGGAUUCGAUUUCCGAAGAGAGAAAGUCCCGGGGGGGGGAAGGGGGACGCCGGUUUCUCCGCUUUUGUUGCUUCUCCUUGGAAUUAUUUUCCCUUUUUUUUUUUUUUUUUUUGUCUUGCCCCCCUCCCCUCUUUGGUCUAAUACACUCGCUUGAGAAACCAAAAAUUACCUUGAAUGUGUACCCGAGGGGAUGUAUGCUUAUUGUUUAAAACUGAAAGACGCGCUCACAGUGCUCGUGGAUGUGCCCAGCAGCGAUGAUGGAACAGUAUUUAGGUGUGUCGGAUGUGUCGCGCUCAUGCCAUACGGGAAAUCUUCCUUCGAUACGUGAUUUAACGACCCUCUGUAUAUGAAAUGAAAAAUCCACCAGUAGAUCUAGGCUUGAUCCAUGUAAAAUCUUGGGACAUUUUAAAGUAAGCCUCGACGCGUUAAUGCUUCAAAUCUUUUGGGAGUACCGUAACUAUAUUUAUCCUUGCGUCUGUGCCAACGAUUCUUCAAAUUAAAAAAGUUCCCAGCAAUCGUGCAAGUUCUGAUGUUAAAUGAUACCUAAGUAGAGUCCCUUUUUCGAGACGCUCGUUGUUCGAACAGGUGUCUCUCGCCAUGUUUUCUUCAUCGGUAGUCCUCGCAAUUCCUCCCAAGGGUUCCUCCACGUUUAGUCGAAUCGAUAACUCCUUUGCUUCGCCGAGCCACUGUUGUAAGCGCGUCGCUAAAAUUACGAACGUCCCCUUCGAUAAUAACUCGGCAAUACACGGGAAGUCAACCUAUACACUCUUUGCUCGCGCGACCGUAAAUUUAGUGUCCAACAUCUGGGGCGUUGUGGUCCGACAACCAGUACUGCUUAAAUGUAUCUUUUUUUUUCCCCCCCUUGUACAAGGACCAUUUUGGAAGAACUAAAAUUUUAAAAGUUGUCUAGUUGUGAACGUACGAAACGCUGAAGCGGUAAAGUUUAAUAACAACAACAAAACAAGGUAGAGGCUCGAGGAAAAUGGGAACUGGCAAAAGUCUCGUGGACUUUUUCCAAGUGCGGGCGCGUACGUGAUCGCAAUCUCUUACCGCUCCCGCUGCGCCACGAAAUUUUGCCGAACAGCAACUUUUGUUUCGUUCCAAACAUUUUAUUCCAUUUUUUUUUUUUUUUUUUGUCUUCCAUCUUUCCGCACACGCGGACGUUUCGGAAGAGGCAGAGUUAUCCGUAUGCUGAAUAAUUUAUCGAGUGCUCAUCGCGCGGGCUGUACCUAUACGAACCGGCCACAGAAUCGUGAAAAGCCUCGCUCUUUUGUACUGUAUGUAUGUAUAUCGAAGCAAAGUAUAUAUUCGAAUUGGCUCGCGAAAUACAGUGUCGCCCGCGUCCCUGAGUCGGAAAAAUCUAAUGUGUAUAGGUAUACGCGCGAGAAGAUACGAAGCUCGAGAAAAGUGAGACCUCACGAGUAUAAUAGUUACGCGUCCUCUCGGUCCCUCUGAAUCGUAUACCUCACGCGCGGUACUUACCUCAAAUCUGACGACUCGCCUAUGCAGCACCAACAUACGAUACUGCAUUAUUUUCAAUUCCUGCGUGGCCAUGAAAUUUAACAGCUCCGUGCGUGCGACGAAUUUCGCAAAACCCAUUUGACGGUGAUAAUCCCGUCGCGCGUGGUUUGCAUCGAUCACACCGUGUUCUUUCAAUGAAAAAAAAAAAAAAAGAGAAAAAGCUCCUUGCAAGCGAAUUAGCUGAAAGGGAAGAAAAGUAAAAGCAAACCAACGUUUACUCGUACAAAUUAUACAUAUAUAUAUAUACGUAACGCGAAUAAAUAAAAUAGCAGCGAGUCUCGGCCUUAGUUUUUAUUUAUGUUUAGGUGCUUUAUCCUGCAGCUCGUCUUUCGCAGCGGAACCCCGCAUCGGUUGAAGUAUCGAUUUCCACCCCUCCCUGUGUCACCGUCUACACAGCGAUCUCAACGUGAUAUAUAUACAUGGGUAGAGCGUUUACUUAAUCAUUUCUAUAGAGCUCAAUUGGUUUAUUUAGUAAUCACGUGCGCUCAUCGAUUUUCCUCAACGGAGAUAAAAAAAACAAAAAAAAAA
Molecule: messenger RNA, 6957 nt
Organism: Copidosoma floridanum
Lineage: Eukaryota; Metazoa; Arthropoda; Insecta; Hymenoptera; Encyrtidae
Source: RefSeq, a predicted model, not a curated record